Molecule: messenger RNA, 2623 nt
Organism: Wasmannia auropunctata (little fire ant)
Lineage: Eukaryota; Metazoa; Arthropoda; Insecta; Hymenoptera; Formicidae
Product: dystrophin-like
Exons: 11
Coding region: 256-2169 (637 amino acids)
Biological process (GO): synaptic signaling
Cellular component (GO): plasma membrane
Molecular function (GO): zinc ion binding
Source: RefSeq, a predicted model, not a curated record
GAUAAUUCCCGUAACAGUACUGAGUACUGUCCUCCGGCGCACUUGUGAUUUAUUUCAACUUCACGUUGAUAUAUUUUUAUGUCUCUUACCGAAGCUGACGUCGCGGAAUCGAUCACGCCUUUUAAUUUAUCAGAGAUAUCGGAAGAUGUUAAAUAAUUGUUUAUAUUCGUCAGUUGUAAUUAAAAACUCUUUUUCUAGACUAUUUGCUGCACGAGUAGAAGAUAAACGUCAAACUCACAGUAACGAUAUUCCAUCAUGGAGGGAAUUAUGCGGUCCAUGCAAGAGUGCAACGCUAUUCGUUAUCCGUCUUACAGAACCGCUGCGAAGAUGCAGAUAUUACAUAGAGAAUUGAACAUGGUGCACGUGCAGCUGGAAUUAAUAGCAGGAGUCUUCGAACGUCACAGGCUCUCCAUCACUGAAAAUUGCGUUAACUUAGACCCGAGUGAAAUCGAGGACGUUCUGUCUGACAUCUAUUUCGCGGCGCAGAAGGAAAGUAAUUUCAAUUUCGACGUUGAUCUUGCGACCAAGCUUGCCACAAGUUAUAUCCUGAAUACCUUUGACAAACAAAGUACUGGAAAUAUCUUAGUAUUUUCAGUAAAAGUUGCAUUGGUAUUAUUGAGCAGUGGUAAGCUACAAGAGAAAUAUGGAUACUUGUAUCAACAAUUGGCCAAUCACAAUGCGUGCUUAUCGCGAGCUGGUUUACAUACCUUGCUGACAAAUGUCUGCAAAAUAACAGAAAUGCUGGGAGAAAGUAUAGCGUAUGGAUACGAACAGAUUCAGUCGCACAUAGAUGCCUGUUUCGUAAAGUCUCAAGGUGGCCUUGGGGUUACUGAAGCAGAGUUUGCCGCGUGGAUCAUGCAGGAACCUCCACUACUGGUCUGGAUAACGACGUUCAAUCGAAUAAAAUCCGCAGAACACAUUGUACACAACAUCAGAUGUUCCUCGUGUAAGGUAACACCGGUACAGGGACCAAGAUAUACGUGUUUAAAAUGCACAGGAUAUCAUCAAUGCCAGGACUGUUUUCUCUUAGGGAAGACGUCGAACAAGCACAAAUUGAAACACCCAAUUCGCGAAUUUUGUGUAAAGACUUCACAUCGUGAAAUUACGAAGCUUAUCCUUGAAUUGAUCAGAAAUAAAUUGAGAUUGUGUCCUACCAGAACAGUCCCGGUGGAGGACUCGGUUACAGACGCUGCCAGCAACGAGACCAGACGAACGAAUUACGGCUCAUUAAGAAGCACGGUUAGAAGAAAAAUUCUGACUGACCCGCAAAAGGAAUUACAAAGUAUUAUAAUGGAUUUGGAAGAAGAAAAUCGACAAUUGCAAAUCGAGUUGUUAGACAUACAGGGCACCAAAGCGGAAAGGCUACAACGUCACAGAGCGACUAUCGAGUCUCAGCUGCAGCGAUUGAAAAUGCUUAAGAAAUAUUUAUUCACCGAUACGGCCCAAAUGCCGCCGAUCAUCACUCGUAUGCAGAGCACCCCGAUGCUACCACCCUUGUCAUCCAGAUUAACGGCCUUGCCGCUGGAAUUCGAAUUGAGCCCGAUUAUCAGGCAGGACAGCACGGAAGGAGCCAAAUCGCAGCACAGAAAGGACAAAUUAAUAAUGUUGGAUUUUAAUACGUCGUCACCUAUAGAGCGUACGGCAGAGGAGAAUAACGCCAACGCUCUUCCUUGCGCCGAAGAGGCCUCUACGAGCACGGGAUUCGCUAAUAUAUCAGAAAGUAAUCGUAUAGAAUUAAGUACUUGGAUUGGAGGAACAAGAAGAAGAGAAUUGAGUCCAGCUGACAGUGGCUUCUCGCAGUGGUUGGCCGCUGGCAAUUCGAACUGCAAAGAGGACAGUUACGCGGCCAACGCGAUUAGUGGUACAGACAACGACACGUCACUGAUAGCUUCUCAAUCGCCCACUGGCAUUCACAGAGACAACACGCCGUCUUCUCUGCAGCGCCCCGACAAACACUCGCAGCACAGUAGCUUACAAAAUAUUCAAGGGGAUCUUAAUGAUAUAUUGGACAGAUUGCAAAAUAUGGUUGCCAAUGACUGCUUCGACGAAUCAUACGACGGCAAUGACAAUUGUAAAUUGAAACGCGCCACCACAGAGAUGGAAGAUCUAUUGACUGGCCUCAUCGAAGGUAUGGAAUCUCGUAAAAGUAAACUUACUACCAUCGUCUGAAGAGACGCCUUGAACGUAAAUCUAGUUAUCGUAUGUUUAAAAAUUAUUAUAUCGCACCGACUGAUUUCUUUCCUCUUUUGCAAUUUUGCUAUAAUCUUAGAUAUUCGUUUUUAAUCCUUUGAUCGGCCUCCGAUGUAUAAAAUGUGCCAUUUUAUAUGACAUUAUGCAUUAUCCAAAGAAGGAUCAUCUAAUUAUUCUAUAGCAAUACGGAGAUUGCAUUCGAUAUUACGCGUUGAUAAAUCAAACUAUAUUUAGCGCUAAUUGAGAGAUGUGAUUAUGGCCAUUAUAUUUGGAAAGGUAUUUUUCCAUACUUUUUACAUAUAUAUAUUUAUUGUGCGUGUAUAAUAUCUGUGCAAUCAUGAAAGAAACGAUCUAUUUCAAAGAUUCCUAUUGACAAUGCGUGGAAAGUGGAUAAGUUUUAUAAUUCUAUAUACUUAAUAUGCACUCUUAAAAA